AUGGGAGCCUCCCCCACCUCCAUGGCCCCGCUUCUCCUCCGCAACCUCGUCACCUCCCUCUUCCUCUUCGCCGACAGGCCCUUCAUCAACCUCGCCGAGCGCUACAAAAUCCUCGACCUCCUUCACACCUUCGUCGUCAGCUGCUUCCUCUUCUUCCUCCGCCUGCUACCCGUCGUCGUCCCUCCAGUCAACCCUUUCAGUUCCGGCAGCGGCAGGUUCCCUCCCGAGCACAAGGGUAAGAAGCCUGACUUCCUCCCGCAGUCGCCCGGAGGAGUCGGCGACUCUGGCAUCGCCCGGGCUCUCUCCCAGCUGCUGGCCAUCGUCAACACCGUCCCCGUGAGCUCCCGCAAGUACGAGGCCGUGCGGUCCUUGGCUGAGCGGCUCAUCGACGAGAACCAACAGGAGGGCACGAAGGCGCUGCGCGAGGUGAAUCGAAAGGUUCUCUCGGCCGCGUUCUCGAGGACUCUUACCCAGCUCGAAGCCGCGAUGGUGGACCGGGAGCGCGCUCGUGGAUUCAGCAGCGGCCCCGUGGGGUCAGGCGCCGUGCCGGCCGAGCACUUCUAUCUGAACGGUGUCCUGAGGGUGGUCAAGGCACUUGGGGGUGUGGCCUGGAGCCUAGCCGGGACGCCGAGGGAUGAGUUGGGCCCGGAGGGUAGCUCGGCAGAGAAGCUCGCGGCCGAGCUGGUCUGGCUGGCCCAGAAGCUCGCGGCUUGCGGGUGCGCCGAGGAAGCCGUCUGCCUGUGGGCCUCAGCUUCAAACCUAGCUUGGCUUGCUGUCUCCGCCGAGACCCGCCUGCAAGAAAUUCUUUUCAAGUCCAAGGACGAAGUGUUCCAAUGUUUCUAUAAGUUUCAUGUUAUGGUGGAGAGACAGGCAGAGAAAUUUUUGAAGUGUCUGCGAACUAGCGGGGAAUAUACCUUGAAAGAAUUCAAGGAUUACUUGCGCUAUAGAAUUGGACACGAGAGGACUGAACUAGGUAGUCUACAACAUAAUGGUGUAGUCGAGAGGAUUAACUAA
Punica granatum (pomegranate) is the source of this 1014-nucleotide messenger RNA. Lineage: Eukaryota; Viridiplantae; Streptophyta; Magnoliopsida; Myrtales; Lythraceae. The record is from RefSeq and is a predicted model, not a curated record.